CAUCGGCUCUCUGAUUGUCAUUGGAUGGGAAUUGCAUCGAACGACCUCAUGCAAUAAUAUGGAUAUGCAGAACUGGGCCGGUAGAAUACAUCCAGGCCUUAGAUUCAGAGGAGCUACUGCACAAAACAUCCACUUGAUAAGCCAUAAGGAACUUGCCCGAAAUGUGGAUGAAUCAGCUGUCGUGAUCUGGACGGAGAUAGUUUGACAAUCUCUCGAGUUUUGAUUAGGCUAAUCUCUCACUGUUGACCUGAUGAUGACCUGAUGAUUACUUCACUGGAUGUGACAAUGGGCUGAUUCACUGUGGACACAUAGUCUUGGACAAAUCCGGUUUCAUGUCACUUUUGGAAUUUACUUUCGAAAAAGGAGUAAUUCAAAGUCACGUGCCGAUGUAAAUUCUGCUUGGAUACUGAGAGAAAUAAUUUUGUGUUUGCAAGAUGGCUGACAAGAGAGGUGACCAGGCGCCACUGCUCAUCAAUAAAGACGAAGCUGACUUGAACCAAAACCCCCAUGGACUCACUGCUGAAGAAUCCACCACGGACGAGGACUUCCUCCAACCUGGUGAGCCCACCAUCAUUGUCCCGAGUAGGAAAGUCAUAAUCGAACCAGUGAUAUUCCUGUUCUGUCUCGCAAUCUUUUCAAAUGAUACUCUUCUUGAGCAGUACAUACGCUCCAGGUUAACUCAUCUUUACCCGAUCCUGCAGAAUAAUGGAACCACAGGUUGGAACAUCAGUAAUUGCGCGGGAUCGAACAACUCUGAUCCGCUUGUCGUGGCUGAGGCUUCCGUGGUAGCGGACACGUCCGUGUGGCAGAUCUACCUGGCUCUGCCUACCCUCAUAACUAUGGUGACCACCCUCAUAUACGGGGCCUACUCAGAUAUCGCUGGGAGGCGACAGAUACUGCUGCUACCAAGCAUCUUUGCAGCCAUAAAGUUUACCAUCACCUCUUUGGUGAUAUAUUACAACCUUCCUCUGUACGUGUUGCUUGUGGCUUCAGCCAUUGAACCAUUUGGAGGAGGAUUCUACACGUUAGUGAUGGGUGUCUAUGCGUAUCUUGCUGACAUUACACCGCCAGAAAAGCUCGGCAUUAGGAUGACGAUUGUUGAGGUUGUCAUGACUUUUGGCACUGGCUGUUCUCAAGUAGGAUUAGGUUACUCAAUACGGAGUCUUGGAUAUUUCUAUACAUACAUCAUCCUGGCCGGAGUUCUAUUUUUGAACUUGAUAUAUGUCAUAUUCUUUGUCCCAGAGACCAUCGUUCAAAACAAAAACAAGCCAAAAUUAAACAUUGGCGAACACCUUCGAUCGACAUGGUUGUCAUUCUCCGAUAAAGAAGAUGGUCGACACGUCAAGAUAGGCCUUCUCGUCACCGCCUUUCUUGUUCUUAACUUGACCAUCCAGUCUUACAGUGCCAUUCAAAUCCUUUUUGUAAUGGGACCACCCUUGUGCUGGGGCACUGUUGGUAUUGGUAUCUUUACUGGCAUGAGCAUUGGACUAAUGGAGAUAGCCAGUAUCCUUGGUUAUGAACUGUUAACCCGAUGCAAGGUGGAGGAGAUCGGAAUAGCCGCCAUUGGGAUCGUUUCUACCCUGGCAAGCGUCCUGGUGAACGCAUUUGCUGACUCGUUUUACUGGAUGAUUGUAGUUCCUCUCGCGGGGAUCUUCGUGGUGCUGCCGUCGCCGAUGUUGAGGACAUGUGCUUCGAAGCUGUUUAGGGAGGACGAGCAAGGUCGAGUGUUGUCAGCAUUCUCGGCUGUUGGUGCAUUUUGCUACGCGGUCAGUGCCUUGAUGAUGAACAGCAUCUACCAAAGGACCGCGCGCUUCAUGACUGGUUUCGUCUUCCUUGUGGGUGCUGGAUUCUGCCUCUUGAGUCUUUUCGUGAUAGGGUGUUAUGUUGUUUUCACCAGAAAGAGCAGAAAUCGACAGAAAGAAGUCAACAAAUCAAGAUGAGACCAACAUGAGACUCCACUGUGAGAAAGAAUGAGGAUUCUGAUCUUCUGAAAAACCUUUGACACCGACGAUAAUCGGCAUGCCCCAUAGUUUUUCCAGCGAAAUGAAAAACCGUUGGAAGAUUUUUCAUAAUAUUGAAAUCUUUCAGGCCGGAGGAUUCACGUUGUCACUUCUCACGUUUCACCUGUCACGAGUUAACCGACUCGGGCUUGAAAUACGACUUGAGGGUGGAAAGUGACAUCAUGAAUCGUAUGUAGCCCGCUCUUUGGAAAUGACUUGUUCGUUCUUCAUGUCACGCAAGAAAAGUAAACAGUGACACGUUACAUGCGAAAACGUGAACUCUAAAAAUCGCUGAAAAAACCUCUCAAAGCGGUGCAUAUUAGUGUUUGGCGAAAAACUUUCAUUGAUUCCUCAAAAGCACACAAACAUUGUGGGGGCUGUGCCACGGAAGUGUUAUCGCUCAUGUUUGUACAUUGAAGUGAAGUACUUUCAUGAUAUUGGAUAUAAGUCUUGUUUUGGGGGAAGCUAUUGGAUUGGUACUAUUCCCACUUGUACUUCGCCAUAAAUCAUGUGAUGCAAUAUAUAUGUAUACUACAUUCUAAGUACUGUAAUAAUAA
Lineus longissimus is the source of this 2557-nucleotide messenger RNA. Its product is annotated as lysosomal proton-coupled steroid conjugate and bile acid symporter SLC46A3-like. The coding region runs from base 435 to 1940 and encodes 501 amino acids. Gene Ontology annotation, biological process: transmembrane transport. Gene Ontology annotation, cellular component: membrane. Gene Ontology annotation, molecular function: transmembrane transporter activity. NCBI's taxonomy places the organism in Eukaryota, Metazoa, Nemertea, Pilidiophora, Heteronemertea, Lineidae. The transcript has 5 exons. The record is from RefSeq and is a predicted model, not a curated record.